Messenger RNA from Aspergillus aculeatinus CBS 121060, 565 nucleotides. RefSeq lists its product as uncharacterized. The record is from RefSeq and is a predicted model, not a curated record. The transcript has a single exon. The coding region runs from base 111 to 464 and encodes 117 amino acids. Lineage: Eukaryota; Fungi; Ascomycota; Eurotiomycetes; Eurotiales; Aspergillaceae.
GUGGGUGGGUGCAGUGCUGGGUCGCAGCGUGUGUCCAGGCCCUUUUUGCCCGAUUGGGCCCUAGAGCGUUUCGAGAGCGCAGGCUGGAUUCUGGCGCCAACCCGACCAGGAUGAGGCUAAGGAGUAAGUACUGGAUGCAUAAAAAGCACUGUGCUUUGGUUCUUUUGGAUUUGGGAUUUGGGAUUUUCAUCCAAGGGAAAGGAAUCUGCGGAAGAAGCACGCGCGACGAGCAACAGCAACAGUCAGGUAACUAUAGCAGCGGAAUUAUGAUCCCCAGUAGAUGCACCUGCAGAAUUGGCGCAGGACUGUCUGUCUGGAAGGGAUCACCACCAUCUGGGUCUAUCUAUUCUUGUCUGUCACUUUGGAGAGGGUUCAUGUUCCGCAUUGCCUCAGAAAAAGAGGGGCGUGAGAGUGGUUGUUUUAAUUGUUUGAUACCCAGCUUGAAGGUUCUCAUGGUGGUCUGAACUUUUUUUUUUUCUUUUUCAUUUUUCCUUUUCUCUUGUUCUUCCUUCCUUUUCUUCCCACCACUACUACCUAUUUGCCCAUUCCUCAGACAUCGGCAGAG